AUGAUCAAUCUGUUCGACUUGAGCGCUGGAGCCAGCGCCAGGGUCGCCGCCAGAGAUGGUUCUCCGGUGAGAGGAACGCAGUCGGACCGCAAGGACUACGCCGAUCUCAAGUCCACGGUGACUGGCAGCAUGAGGAGGAGCUCGUCGGACAGAUCCGGCGGCACGCCCAUGAAGACGCUGAUUGCGCAGGAGAUGGCGAAGGAGGGGGACACAAAUCAGAAGAACACUAAUGUUAUAGCAAGGCUGAUGGGCCUCGACGAAGGUGUGGCCUUUCCCAAGCCUGCUCAGCCUUCAAGCAGGAGGAGAUCUCCGGAGGGCCACUUAUCAACCACGAUGGCAAGGGUCAACAACCAAAUGUCGUUCGACAAGCAUGCAGGCUCUGUUGAAAAUGUGGAAUAUAAGGAUGUCUAUGAGGUGGGAUACCAGCCACAAAGGUGUGAGCAUUUGAGCGACGAUUCUUCACGCGGAGGGAGGCCACUUGAAGAUCAUGACAAGAAAAGAAUGGAUCUCGUCCGGCAGAAGUUUGUUGAAGCAAAGCAGCUAGCCUCGCAUGAGAAUCUUCUCCAAUCGAAAGAAUUCCAUGAUGCUCUGGAGACUUUGAAUUCAAACAGGGACUUGUUUCUCAAGUUUCUCGAAGAACCCAACUCACUCUUCGCAAAGCAAUCUGGUGAGUUCCAUUCUGCGCCAACGUCACCACAAAGGAAGCAAAUAACCGUGUUGAAGCCUGCCAGAUCAGUGGAGCUGAAGAGCGAAAAUGCACUUAAAAGGCAGCAAAACCAUGCAGUUCAUGGGAGUAGAACAGAGAAAAGCAAUCUUUGUAGGAAGCCCAAUGCUGGUCAUGCCAGAGCAGAAAGGCGUCCACAGCACACUCGGAUAGUGGUCUUAAAACCUACCUCCGCAAUCACCACAGCAGAGCAGUUUCAACAAAAUGGUCAUGGUAACUCUGAUGAUUCUGAUGCUCCUGUUGUAUCAAGGCAUGUGAGUGAUGAGAUACACUGGUCAGCACACGGCAUGUGUCACCAGCAUGAUGAGUGUUUGCAGGGUGGCAUACAGUCAAAUAUGGUCGGGCGAGAUAGAUCAUACUAUGAUCGCGCUGAAGAAGGACGCAGUAGCUUCAGUGGCUCGGAGCUUGGAAGCCCAACAUCAUGCCAUUCUUGGGAUUACAUCUACCGGUUUAGCAAUCCUUAUUUCGGCUCAUCUUUAAGCCAUGCUUCUUGCUCUCCUGAGGCACAUGUAGCUAGGGAGGGUAAGAAGCAUGCCUCUGAUAGGUGGCCAAGUGCAUCUUCCAAUGAGAUUAUCCGGGAAAAGGUGCCGAUGCGAAGGAGCUUGAGCACGCUCGGUGAAAUGCUUGCCAUGUCUGAUAUGAAGAAAGAAGAUGUUGUUGAUCAGGUGGCCACUAAUGGCGGCAGCCAGUUGUGUGGCAACGAACAAAGAGUCGCCGUACCAUCUAAUUGCUCUGUUGAUGGUGCGGAAGGAGAAAGCUCCAGCAAUAAUAACAUUUCAAGGUCAAAAUCUGUUCCAGUCUCUUCAUCAGCCUUUGACAGCCUGCGUUUAGACGCUAGAUCUUCAGAUUCUCAACAUAGAGAAGCCACAGCCCCGAAGGAGGCGGCCAAGCCUAGGAAUGGGAAGUCAUCUCUCAAGGGAAAGAUUUCAAGCUUCUUCUCAAUGCGUAGGAAAGCCGGAAAAGAGAAGCUCAUCACAUCUCCCUCGGGGAGCUUGAAUGGCAGAGUUCCUGUGGACAGUGAUGUAGUGGUUGGUGUAUCACGGUCAGCUUGUACCGGCCUACAAGAGGAUGUUGCUUCAGAGAGUUUAGAAGAUAAGUAUCAGUAUGCGACAAUAGUACUUCCGGUCAAGGAAUCAGAGGCGCUUUCUUCUUCUAAGGCUCUGAUUUCUCUUGAGAAAACACACUCAUUUGAGAUUCGGAAUUCACAUUUUGAUGAGCCCAGUCCAACAUCAGUUCUCGACGCGCUGCUUGAGGAUAGGAACGAAAAGUCUGCCAGUUCAUCAGAAAGUGCAAUUACCGCUAAACAAGAACCUUUAUCAAGGUGUCUUCCGAUCGGAUCGGUCGCGCGGACGUUAUCAUGGGACGAAUCCUCCUCUGAAGAAGAGGCCGCGCCGUGCUCUAGCAAAGACGACGAUUCCCACGAGCAAGAGCGGUACGAAUUCGUCGAGAAGAUCCUGUCAUCCGCCGGCCUCUGCGCCGAGGCGACCGGCAACGUGUUCGCCCGGUGGCACUCGCUGGACAGCCCUCUGGCUCCAACCGUGCCCGACCAGUUCCUGGAGCGCAAGGUGGAGGACGCGAAAUGCAGGGAGCGGCGGUCGGGCCAGAGGCUGCUCAUCGACUCCGUCAACGCCGCGCUGCUCGGCAUCGGCCAGAGCACGCUCUGGAGCGCGUACCCUUGCGCCGCAGGGCCGGUCGUGGCCAGCGUGUCGCGGCGGGACGAGCCGGUGGGCGACGCGGCGUGGAGGCUGGUGAAAGGCUGGCUGGCCGACGGCGAGGCGUGCGACGGGCUGCCGGACAAUGUGGGCGUCGCGGCGGCGGACCGGGUCGUCGGCGAGGAGAUCGCGGGCAGGGGGUGGUCCGAGAUGCUGCGGCUGGAGGUGGACGACAUGGCGAGGGAGAUAUGCGGGGACGUCCUGGGCGAGGCCGUUGAGGAGGCGCUGUCGGAGCUCGCCGGCCGCCGUUGA
Messenger RNA from Triticum turgidum subsp. durum (durum wheat), 2688 nucleotides. The record is from the annotation of a GenBank genome assembly. NCBI's taxonomy places the organism in Eukaryota, Viridiplantae, Streptophyta, Magnoliopsida, Poales, Poaceae.